This is a messenger RNA of Cheilinus undulatus (humphead wrasse), 6319 nucleotides long. Its product is annotated as aconitate hydratase, mitochondrial-like. Gene Ontology annotation, cellular component: cytosol; mitochondrion. Gene Ontology annotation, molecular function: 4 iron, 4 sulfur cluster binding; aconitate hydratase activity. The transcript is spliced from 18 exons. Lineage: Eukaryota; Metazoa; Chordata; Actinopteri; Labriformes; Labridae. The coding region runs from base 16 to 2361 and encodes 781 amino acids. Gene Ontology annotation, biological process: tricarboxylic acid cycle. The record is from RefSeq and is a predicted model, not a curated record.
UUGUCAGUGAACAAAAUGGCGUCCUACUGUUUGACUGUCACUAGGCUGCGGCUGGCCCUUAGACCUGGGGCAAGGCGGUUUCAUGUCUCUGCAGUGUUCAGCGCCAAAGCCAAAGUGGCCAUGAGCCGCUUUGAGCCGGGCUCCAGCGUUAACUAUGAGAAGAUGCACGAGAACAUCAACACCGUCCGCAGGAGGCUUGGCAGACCUCUCACCCUGUCAGAGAAGAUCGUAUACGGUCACUUGGAUGACGCGGCGGGUCAGGAGAUCGACCGCGGACGCACGUACCUGCGGCUGCGCCCAGACCGCGUGGCCAUGCAGGACGCCACAGCUCAGAUGGCAAUGCUUCAGUUCAUCAGCAGCGGGCUGCCGAAGGUGGCGGUGCCCUCCACCAUCCAUUGUGAUCACCUGAUCGAGGCUCAGAUCGGGGGGGCUCAGGACCUGCAGAGGGCUAAGGAGGUAAACCAGGAGGUUUAUGACUUUCUUGCGACUGCUGCAGCUAAAUAUGGAGUCGGCUUCUGGAAACCAGGAUCAGGGAUCAUCCAUCAGAUCAUUCUUGAGAACUACGCCUACCCUGGAGUGAUGCUGAUCGGUACAGACUCGCACACACCAAACGGCGGCGGGCUUGGCAGCAUCUGUAUAGGGGUCGGAGGAGCUGAUGCCGUGGAUGUCAUGGCUGGGAUCCCCUGGGAGCUCAAAUGUCCCAAAGUGAUCGGAGUGAGGCUCACUGGAACCUUGUCAGGCUGGACGUCUCCAAAGGACGUGAUCCUGAAGGUGGCCGGCAUCCUGACUGUGAAGGGAGGAACUGGAGCCAUCGUAGAGUAUCACGGCCCGGGAGUCGACUCCAUCUCCUGCACGGGCAUGGCGACGAUCUGUAACAUGGGUGCUGAAAUCGGAGCCACCACUUCUGUUUUCCCGUACAACCACCGCAUGAAGACGUACCUGCAGAAAACAGGCCGAGAAGAGAUCGCCACGUUGGCCGAUCAGUUCAAAGACGACCUUGUUCCUGAUAAAAACUGUGAAUAUGACCAGAUGAUCGAGAUCAACCUGAGCGAGCUGAAGCCUCACAUAAACGGUCCGUUCACUCCCGACCUGGCCCACCCCGUCUCUGACAUCGGAGCGAUCGCUAAGAAGAGCGGCUGGCCUCUGGAGGUUAAAGUGGGUCUGAUCGGGAGCUGCACUAACUCUAGUUACGAGGACAUGGGUCGGGCAGCCUCUUUGGCCAAACAGGCUCUGGAUAAAGGUCUGAAAUGUAAGGCUCAGUUCACCGUCACCCCGGGGUCAGAGCAGAUCCGAGCCACCAUAGAGAGGGACGGAUACGCAAAGAUCCUGAGUGACGUUGGUGGAAUAGUACUCGCUAAUGCAUGUGGCCCGUGCAUUGGACAGUGGGACAGGAAAGAUGUGAAGAAAGGAGAGAAGAACACCAUCGUCACAUCCUUCAACAGAAACUUCACCGCCAGGAACGACGCUAACCCCGCUACUCACGCCUUCGUCACCUCUCCUGAGAUCGUCACAGCGUUGGCCAUCGCUGGGACUCUGAACUUUAACCCAGAGACAGACUUCCUGACCUCCCCUAGCGGAGAGAAGUUUAAACUGGAGCCGCCAACAGGAGACGAACUCCCCUCCAGAGACUUUGACCCGGGUCAGGACACCUACCAGCAUCCUCCCACUGAGGGCGGCUCUGUCAAGGUGAAUGUGAACCCGUCCAGUAACCGUCUGCAGCUGUUGGAGCCUUUUGAUAAAUGGAAUGGGAAAGACCUGGAGAACAUGAGAGUCCUCAUCAAGGUCAAAGGUAAAUGUACCACCGAUCACAUCAGUGCAGCCGGGCCGUGGCUCAAAUUCCGCGGUCACCUGGACAACAUCUCCAACAACCUGCUGAUCGGAGCCGUCAACAUCGAGAACGACGCCGUCAACAAGGUGAAGAACCAGCUGACCGGAGAUUACGAGGGCGUGCCUGACGUGGCUCGACACUACAAGGCUAAUGGAGAGAGCUGGGUGGUGGUCGGAGACGAGAACUAUGGGGAGGGGUCCAGCAGGGAGCAUGCUGCUCUGGAACCACGACACCUCGGAGGACGCGCCAUCAUCGUAAAAAGCUUUGCCAGAAUCCACGAGACUAACCUGAAGAAGCAGGGCCUGCUGCCUCUGACCUUCGCUGACCCCAACGACUAUGACAAAAUCCGCCCCGAUGACAAGAUUUCAAUCGUCGGGCUGAAAUCCUUCGCACCUGGCAAGCCUCUGACGGCGGUGAUCAAACACAGCGACGGCAGCAAGGACUCCAUCUCUCUGAACCACACCUUCAACGAGACGCAGAUCGAGUGGUUCCAGGCUGGCUCCGCCCUCAACAGAAUGAAGGAGCUGCAGUAAUUGGCUGGAGAAGAUGGAGGCGGGGCCUGUGGAGGCCAUCGAGGGGCCUUGAUGGUAGAGAAGGAGAGAGAUGAGGGCUCAGAGAGGAGAUCAGUCAGACGAUGAGAAGAGUUUAUGGUAAACGGAGGAUUUUUAGUGUCAGUUAGUGGAGGUGAAGAAACAACCACACACACUCACACACUCACAAUGUCGCUGUACAGAUGAAAAGCGCACACACACAUUACCACAACAAGCACACGCAGGAUUACUGUGAAAGCUGUCACACUCACACAAAGCUCAUCAGUGUGUAUCUGUGUUGUUUAGGCAGCAUUUUGUUCAUAAUUGAAGCACUUCUCACUUUAACGUCACCUUUAUCGUGUUUAUUUAAGUAUCUGUACUGUCUCUGAUGGUCAGAUUGUGUUUUUAAAGCAGGAGCUGCUUGUUUUAGACAUUGUUCAAGCUUCUCUCUGCAGAAACAGACCUGUUAGAAACAUUAACUCUCUCUAUUGCAUCAGAAAUGACAGUUUGUGUAGGAUUACUCACCUGAUUCACACCUUGAAAUGAGAGAAAUAUCUCCUAAAUGCCCCCCAGAGGUUAGUGUUUAAAGACUUCCAGGCAAGACUUCCUUUUCCAUGUUGUACGUUUACAUCUGCAACAUAAAUACCCACAAUUCUCACCUGGGUCUGAUUGCUCCAAAGUUUUCCCACUCUUUGUCCCUUGUUUUUGGUCAGCUGAUGGGUUUUUUGUUUUAAUAAUAGUAAUAAAUGACUUGGUUCUCAGUUGGUGAGUCAGGACCCAGUAGUUGAUAUGCUUUUAUUCUGAAGGAAUUGUCUCCAUUGGUUUGAUCGUUUACAUCUUUUCUUCCAUCACAGGUCCAAACUGCCCUAUUUUUGGUUAAAAACAUUUGGUUAUCAUUGAAAAAUGUGAGAAAUCUGGGGCUCCUGAUGCUAAACCAGUUGAGAACCACUACUGUAAACAAGCAGUAACUUUGACAAAAUACUGAAAAAUCCCAUCAGCCCCUGCAGCCCAGACUGCAUUCUCUCUGUAAGAUUUGUUUUUGCACUUUUCAUUUUGAACUUCACUUUAUAUUCCAGCCAGUAAAUGUUAGGGUUUCACAAUACCAGAGUUUUAAACUUUGAUACGACUCUUGUGAAGAUCACAUCAUGUGUGACCUGUUUGCUAUCAUGGCAGCAAAGAUAGAAGCCCUAGACAAACAAUACUGGCCAAUUCCUUAUUUUUAAACAACAGAAAUUGCAGGAAAACUCCUACACAUGAUCUCAAUUAUACAAAAACAUUCACAACUUUUCUGGAAAAUUAGGCUGUUGACAUGCCCUCUACUUUUAGAUACAAUGCAAUGCAAAAAUCUACAUUAUUUUAAUGAUUGAUUGCAUCAGAAAGUAUGAAAACUUAAUGAGCUUCAGUCAUAUAUUUAACCUAAAGAGCAGUGCAUCUUAAAGUGUUGGCCUGAGCCCCCUGGUGGACCACAUCAGUACUACAGUUGGGCUGCAAAGGGUCCUUUAUAAAAAGAAUAAUAAUCAUAUUAAAAUAAUAAUAAUAGAUUACAUUAUAAUUGCUAAUAAAAUAUGUAAUUAUUCACGUCUCAGCAGUAACAUAAAUAAAGCCUGAAUUUAUUUCUUCGUUUUGUCUGUGGUAUUCGACCGGUGUCACGGUUUAACUGGUGUUGGUCUAUACUACUAUGCCACUCACUUCCUUGUAAUUCUAGUCAUUAAUUUUGCUAGGACAGUGUUUUCUGGCCCGCUAGGUUUACUGAGAUAAAUAUUACAAAAAUGUUUUGAGGUAACUUUGCGGAUCCCUGACUAAAACAUAAUUUUAAUUAUGUUUUUAAUUUCCUGCAUUUCUUGAUGGAUGCAUUCCUUUUCUAAACACCUACCUAAUGAAAAAAGAUGAGCUUACUUACUAUUUGAUAUUUCCAAUCAUUACUAUACUUGAGAUUUGAUCAUUUUAAAACUGGUGGUAUUGAAAAGUAUUAGAAUAUUGUACACUUUGACAACCUUAGUAUUUGAUUUUUGCACUUUCUCUUUUUUGUCUCCUCUGCUUUUUUGUCUUUUUGUGCAAAAUGCUUAAUCCCAACAUGUCAAACUUUCUGAUGUGGAUGACAUUGAGACAGCAAACCACAGCACAUACAUUGCCAUCAUUGCCAUUAGUAUUUCUGUCUCUAUUUCUCUUCAUCUGUGUAUGAAUGAUUGUUUUUGAUAUCAUCAUGGUUCUGUCUGCUCCUCUCUGCUCGUCCUGCCUCUCUCACUCUCAAUGGUUGCUUCAUGAAAUCCAAACACAACCUGAUUUUUAAGAAGUAGUAGUAGCUCUUCAUUAAAGCUGCAGUGAACAGAAAUGUAAUGUAAAUACAGAUGAAAUGUGCACACAAAGAGAGAGCAGCAGAAGAGUCUUCCUGAGCAGCAGUGAUACAGAAACAGCUCUUGAACAGCAUCAUUGUUGUUCUGAGUUAAAAAAUCUUUUUUUUUGAGUUUGCUCUGGAGCAGCCAGGCUGUGAAGCUGCUUCAUGCAGCUUUAAUCUGUUUGUCUCGGAGUUGAAUGUCUUUCCAGUUGAUGUUUGGUCCAUGAGAAGGCCAGCUUUCUUCUUACACAAACUAACGCACAAUGUAGAGUCCAGACGCCUGAACUCUGGCACUUUGUAGAGUUAGGACGGUAGGUUUAGGUUUGCUUCACCAUGCUUUAUUUGUCCUGAGGCUUUAACCUCUGUGUUUUAAUUUCUUUCUUUAUAACAGUCAUGACUAACCCUCGCUGUAGGAGUGAUUUUUAGUUCUUUGCUGCAGCAGUUUUCAGUCCUCUGUGUUAAAGAGACACUUCCUCAUUCUUAUGUCAAAAAAGUCAAAACAUUUAGGACUAAAGAAUAACAGCUCCUUCACUAUUGCGAUCGGACCUGUGUGUAAAUGAUGUGAUAUAUAAAGAUGCACUAGAUGUAGAGGUGUGUACAUAAAGCAUAUAGAGAUUAUAUAUUUAAGAGAGAGUAAAUGCUGUAUGCUUCCUGUCUGAAAAGAGCCAUUAACUCCAUAUUUACUGUAAAAUGUCAUUAAUUAUUCAGGAUUUUAUGUCCUUAGGUCUAUUUAGGACUCAUCCAAAUUUGGAUGCGCUUCUAUUUGCAGUUUUAUGGUAGCUCUUUCUAACACUACGUCCUCAUAAGCAUCUGUUUCUUUAUUAGACUUUGCAAGUUAAAACUGUGGAUUGUGGUUCAGUUAAAGCACAGAUUUAAAUGAUUGCACGAUUGUAACUUGAGUUUUCUGUCAGACUUUGAAAGUGAAAGUGGAUUAGUUAUUGUAAGAGCAGAGUCUGGGUGGAUUUAUGUGGUUUUAUCUGAAUGUUUGGUUUUUGUUUCGGUGGUUUUCAAGGACAGAGAUGGUGUGAAACAGCAGUGGAUCAAUACUAAAGUCUUUGUAGAUAUGAGUUGGUUCUCUGUUAAUAAACUGAAGAGAUUGUUUCCUGAUUAAUAAUGCUUCCUUUCCUUAAAGACUCCAUCACUUCAUACUAAUCAGAUUUACAGCCAAAGACACUGAAUGAAAGAACUGACAUGCAUAGAUAAUCUCUCUGAUUCUGUCAUUACGUCCAUGAUUCUGUGAUCGAGUCUGAUGUUUAUAAAGAAAACUAAACCAGAUUUAUUUGAUGAUUUUUAAGCAUUUCCUGUGAUAUUUGAACGUCUUUGUUGCUCAGAUGUUUGAAAGCAGCUUGUGUACAUGAACCGAUCAAACGUUGGUGAAGGCGUUGUGUGCCAGCAUGCUUCCUGUGUGACUGUUUUUGUACUCUGACGUUCUCUGUUUACUCUAUCAUCUGUUUAAAAUCAAAGGUUUCAAAUGUUUGGACGCAGCACUGAUAUCUAAUAGAAUAAGUGUCAUAGUGAUGAUUCUCCUCACACACCUGAAAAAGACGAUCUAUUAAAUCUCCUGCAGAUCUAACACUUGUUGUGAGAUUAGAAAUGAUUAGUGAAUAAAUAAAGAUUUAACUCUGA